GUCCUUGAGUGCAUGUGGCGCGCGAUAUGGGAAAGAGUCCUGCAAGCGAGAGAAUGGCAUUUGUUUAGGUUCGCCAGUAUCUUAACACCAUGUUUUCUGUUGACCAAAGCUGGUUUGUGCGUAAGGUUAUAUAUUGGAGAGCAGCGGCCAGUGUAGCCUGGGCUGUGGUGCUGUUGCCACCAACCACAACUGUAUUUGUGGUUCUGAGUAGAUUCAGCCUACUCCACCCUAUUCAGUGGAUAUCAGAUUGCCUGGACCUAUUGACUAGUGCAAGUGCUAUCUUCUCCUUCAUUCUGCUGUGUGGUGUGAUCCUGGUUGUUGGCUUCUUCAACCUGGAAUAUUACACGGUUGUCCCAUCUAUUGCCUGCUCCAAGAUUGCUUUGUUGGGCCAGCUGCUCCAUCCUCGGCAGUUUGUACACUCCCUGGUCCACUGUGUAUUGGGAAUAAUAGUGUCUUGGUGCUGUGCUGUCACCAUUGGGGGAAGAUAUUGUACAUUGGGAUACCCUUGCACACAGGGAGAAGGUUCCUCUCAGAUGUGCCUGAAUGAGUACCACCUCUUCCUGCUUCUUGCUGGCACCUUCAUUGGAUACAGUCAUAGCCUUGUGGGUGUGGUCCAUAACAUGAACUACGUAUCUUUCCACACCGUUCAGCAAUACAAAUAUCUCUGCUUUAAGGGAACACUACCUUCAAUAAUAAAGUGCAGUGCCACUCAGGCCCUUUACUCAGUCCGGAACUUCAUUGCCCUCUAUUUCUUUUUGGGAUAUGCCCCAAAAGCAUGGAUCUGUAAAACACUGGAUCUUCAAAUAAACAGCUCUGUCCACUCUCUGGAUACAGUGGCUGGUCUCCUGGACCUCUCUCUGCUGUACCACCUGUGGACCAGCGCCACCUUCCUCCUCUUCACCUGGUACAUCACAGUGCUGCUCUUCAGGAUCUUCAUCACAGAGGUGUACAGCUUUCCAGUACAGUCAACCUUUGCUGAGGAGGUCAAUCAGUGCCUACCUAAAGUCAUCAUCGGCAAGCAACCAAUGAUAUUAAAGUUUUUAGCUCUGCAGGACCUGGCACUUUUGUCCGAACACUCGCCGUCACGACGAUCAGAGGUCUUCAGUCUCAGCCAGCCAGGUGGCCAUCCUCAUAACUGGAAUGCCCUCAGUAAAGAGUGUCUCUUUCUGCUGGCUGACCUGACCCAGAGGCUGGUGGCCCAUCAUGAGACUGUAGCCACCAACGGCAGGGCCAAGACACAGUCAAGUGGCAGCUCCACCAAGUCCACCUCGUCAGAAAGCUCCGUGACGUCGGGUACAGAAGAUUUGAAGACCCCUCGUCCCAACGCUCUCAUCCGAACCCCCGGCUCUGUCUUCCUGGGCUCCUCCAUGGGGGGUCUGCGGGGACCUCUUACCGCCCCGUUCACCCCUGACCUGGACAGCCCCUUCUCCUCCCCUGCACUGCGGCACCUGGCAGCCUCCAGGGUGCCUUCAUCCCCUUGGUUUGGGACGGUCCAGAGCCCCCACAUCGUGAGGAGGUGUCCCAAGCUCUGGUCUGCCUCCACAGACUCCCAGCCCCACGACAGUCCUCCUGCAUCCCCGGCUCCAGCCCCCAGCCCCACACAGACUGAGAAGAAGCCCAGCUUCCUGGCCCAGUUCCUCCAGAACAGGAAGGACCAGGUUACACAUUUCUUGGCAAGACGUGGGUUGAUUAUGUAUUUGUUGAACAAGCUCCCGGAGGCCACUAGUCAAGCCCUCUUCGCUGACAGCCAAUCACACAUUUGGGCACUAGAAGGGCUGUCUCACCUGGUGGUAGCCUCGUACUCGGAGGACAGGUUUGGAGUGGUGCAGACUUCCCUCCCCAGCAUUCUGAGUAGCAUGCUGCUCUUACAAGAGGCGGUGGACAGGCACUUUAAGCUGCCCCAUGCAUCCAGUAAGGCAGCCAGGUCACGCAGCAUAGGAGACUCCAGCUAUAAAACGUUGCGCUUUGCUCUCAGGGCCACCCUCAUGACUGCCAUCUACAGGAUAACCACCACUUUCAGGGAACACCUUAAUGCUGUACAGCUGUCUGCAGAGCAUCGGAAGAGAUUGCAACAUUUCCUGGAGUACAAAGAAUAAUGUAUGUUGUGGAUGCUGUUCCCCUUGGACUCUAUGAAGUUUGUGUUGUUGGUUAUGCAAUGUGCCGGCCCUCUAUUUUAUGAUUGUUCUAUUUGUUAGACUGUUGAAGUUGAUUUUGAUUUAAUACCUAUGUCAAAGCAAUGAAUAAAUACGGGCUUUGUAUUUAAAAUCAUGUACAGUUGCUUUUGGUUACAUUCUUAAACCCAUGUCCUUUUUGUACUCAACUAAUGCAGAGAUUGGGUAGCAUUUUUCACUUUAGAAAAAAAUGCAAAUAGUCAACAUUUUACAAAGGAGGUAUACACCAUAUGUGCCUCUGUUUUUGUUUAAUGAAAGACAAUGUUAAUAUGCUGUAAUAUAAAAUAUUAUGUGGAUGUUGAAAGUGCAUAAAUUGCUGUCAUACAUGUACAACAGUUGACGUGAAUGAGUUGAGUAAGAUGCUUUUGUUCAGUGAAAUCAAAUUUGGAAUGUGAACCAGAUGCAAGAUAAAAUAUUUUCAAUAGA
Hypomesus transpacificus is the source of this 2597-nucleotide messenger RNA. It is a transcript of the gene ndc1, whose product is annotated as NDC1 transmembrane nucleoporin. Gene Ontology annotation, cellular component: nuclear pore transmembrane ring. The record is from RefSeq and is a predicted model, not a curated record. Lineage: Eukaryota; Metazoa; Chordata; Actinopteri; Osmeriformes; Osmeridae. Gene Ontology annotation, molecular function: protein-macromolecule adaptor activity. Gene Ontology annotation, biological process: nuclear pore organization.